Molecule: messenger RNA, 453 nt
Organism: Pochonia chlamydosporia 170
Lineage: Eukaryota; Fungi; Ascomycota; Sordariomycetes; Hypocreales; Clavicipitaceae
Exons: 1
Coding region: 1-453 (150 amino acids)
Source: RefSeq, a predicted model, not a curated record
AUGUCUGACACAGAGUCUAACAUAGAGCCUAAAACUGGCCCUAUUCUGUCAAAAGUAUGGGUUCUACUACUUCCGCCUGUUGCUGAAAAUUCUGAGGCAAAUUGGGCGAUUGCUAUUUCCGAUAUGGACAACCGUGAUUGGACGUGCUGGGAGAUGGUAAAAUCCAGAACGGGGGAGUUUCAGAGCAAAUUAAACGCCUCUGACAUGGCUCCGGCCACAGCUAAUAGCCAGGGCCCAAUAUUUUUGGGAGAGAUAGCACGUUUGGAUGCAUUGGAGAUGGGAUCUACAAUUGCUCUGGAGUUAACGGAGAGACCGAAGUGCUGGACCCGACGAGAAUUUGUUUCUGAGAUUUGGGAUACACUAUACCACGAUGGUGCCUUAAAUUGGGCAGAGCAUGAUAUCGGAAAGCAACAGUUAGCAGCUGUAUUUAGUGGGCAUAGUGGGAGAUCUUGA